AUGGCGUCGGUGCUUUCAUCCUUCUUUCAGAGGGAUCCGAAAUCACAGUUUCCCUAUGAUAUUCCCACCGAAGAACAACACCAUUUCGACCGGGUGUCUAUUGGAAACAGCUUUAAAAAAGCUGAACCCGGAGAACUUGCCACGAUAUUCUGGGACAAUCGUAGUUCGACACUGAAACAACAAGCACAGAAAUUGAAGACUAUGCGCCAUCCCAACAUCAUAACCUAUUUAGAUAGUAUUGAACUCGAAGGAACUUUCUACCUCGUUACUGAGAAAUGUAAACCUUUAGAAUUAUAUUUGAAAGAGGCGGGUUUGACAGAAAGCCAAAAAGAAUUCGUCGUUUCUUGGGGAAUGUUUCAAUUGAUGAAUGCAUUGAAAUUCAUGCACGAGGCGAAACUGAGUCAUGAGAAUAUAAGAAAAGGAGUUUUUGUCACUGCCGGUGGAGACUGGAAAAUCGGAGGAUUGCAUUUAGUGACAGGGUUCUCAACUCCUCAAACAGAUCUUAAUCAACUCGCAAUUAUUCUUUGGGAAGUUUUCAAUGGAUUUAAUGAGGCGAUUACAAGGCCACAAGCUCCUGGAAAAAUUCCACAACGAAUACAUGAACUGUACAAGAAAAUUGGAGCGGCAUCGGCGGCGAGGUUGACCGUGUCUGAUAUUAUUAAAGAAUAUCGAUUGACCGGAGGCUAUCUGAAAAAUAAAUUCGUCGACACUCUACUUUUCCUUGAAGAAUUCGAAUUAAAAGAAGCAAGCGAAAAGCAGUCGUUCUUCAUGCAUCUCCGUGAGAAUAUCGACAUUUUCCCAGAAGACGUAGCGAAGUAUAAAAUUCUGCCAAAACUGAUUCUAACCUACGAGUACGGAGAUGCUGGACCGAACAUUCUCAUUCCACUCUUCAAGUUGGGCCGCCUUCUUGAUGAAGCAGAGUAUCAGAGAACUAUUGUUCCAUGUUUAUGCAAAUUGUUCGGAAGUCCCGAUAGAACGACAAGAGUUAAACUUCUGGAACGAAUUGAUGAAUUCGCACCGCAUUUGACUCAACAAGUAGUGAAUGAUAAGAUUUUCGCAAAUUUGACAUCUGGAUUCUUGGACACCAACCCUGCCGUUCGUGAAAGCACUGUGAAAGCGAUGGUUUCUCUCGCCGAAAAACUGAAUUACAAUAACUUGAAUGUGGAAUUAAUGAAGUAUCUCGCACGAUUACAAGGAGGAGACGAACACGGAGGAAUUAGAACUAAUACAACUAUAUGCCUGGGAAAAAUAGGACAUUUAUUGGCACCUGCAAAACGUCAAGGAAUAUUAAUCAGUGCAUUCACGAGAGCACUCAAAGAUCCAUUCGCUCCAUCUCGAAUGGCUUCUGUCCUCGCUCUUUCAGCUACUCAGCACUUUUAUCCGAUUGUGGAGAUAGCGAAUAGAAUUGUUCCUUCUCUAAUUCCAUUAACCUGUGAUCCAGAGAAGCAAGUGAGAGAUCAAGCGUUCAAAGCGAUUCGUGGGUUCCUUGAAAAACUCGAAAAAGCAUCAGAAAAUCCGGCGUGUAUCCCUGAAUUAGAGGCUGGAGUAAAAGCAGGAGCCAGUUCAAUUCUUGAUCACGAAAAAGUACCACAAUGGGCCAGUUGGGCACUCAAAUCGCUCUCUGGAAAGUUUUACAAAGGGACACCACCACCAGAAGUGAAACCAGGAGCAGCUACUGGAGCACCGACAGCUUCUGCCACGUCAUCAAGACCAGUUACACCGAAUUCUCUCGCUGAAAAAGAGAAAACUCCAGCUGUCAGCAAACCGGCCGCCACAAAACCAGCAACAAAUGAUGGUUGGGGAGAUCUCAAUGACGGUGGAGACAUGUUCACAGUAAAAGAUUCGAAUGAUGCGAUUGUUGAUGAUUGGGCGGAUAUUAAUCCCAAAUCGAAUGAUACUGAUGAUUGGGGGAUUGGAUGGGAUACACCGAUCGCCACUGCCAAAUCGUCACCAAUUCCAGGAAUCAAGAAAUCGUCUUCUGGCAAUUUGGGUGUGAAAAAGCCAGCGAUCGGCCGAUUGAAUCUUCCAAGUUCCGCAUCUGCUCAGAAUAAGACUAAGAAAGCAAUCGAUGAUAAUAUUGAUGCACUUCUUGGAAUAUCAGCCCCUCCACCUGCUUCCUCUUCCGCUGUUAAACCGAACUCUUUGAAUUCUCUGAUGUCGAAUUCAUCUUCAUCUACUGCGAACACUGGAUGGGGAUUCGACGAUCCUAUCCCAGCUUCGACCAACACCUCAUCUGCAAACAAGGGAUGGGAUGAUGAUGGUUGGGGAGAUAACAGUAUGUCGAGUGGAGUGUUACAACCAACACCAGUCCUUCAACCGACUAAAGUAGUGAAAGAUGACAAAGAAGCGCGUCGGGCUGAAAUGCAAGCGAGAAACGAAGCUCGCCGCAAAGAACAAAUGGAGCGAAAGAAGUCUUCUGGUGCUAUGAAACUGGCUUCGGCUGAAAAGAAAAUGGAUGAUUUUGCCGAUUGGUAG
Messenger RNA from Caenorhabditis remanei, 2475 nucleotides. RefSeq lists its product as uncharacterized. The record is from RefSeq and is a predicted model, not a curated record. Lineage: Eukaryota; Metazoa; Nematoda; Chromadorea; Rhabditida; Rhabditidae. Bases 1 to 2475 code for a protein of 824 amino acids. The transcript is spliced from 10 exons.